Molecule: messenger RNA, 1722 nt
Organism: Leishmania major strain Friedlin
Lineage: Eukaryota; Euglenozoa; Kinetoplastea; Trypanosomatida; Trypanosomatidae
Product: putative heat shock protein
Exons: 1
Coding region: 1-1722 (573 amino acids)
Source: RefSeq, a predicted model, not a curated record
AUGCUUCCACGUCAAUGCAGUGGUGAGCUGUACCAGGUGCUGGAGCUCGAUGCGCAGUGCACCACGGCUGAGAUUUCGCAGCAGUACCGCCGCCUCGCCCUGCGCUACCACCCCGAUCGCAAUGCAGGUGCCACUGUCGAGCAGUUCCAGCGGAUCGAGGAGGCGCACCGCGUCCUCAGCGAUCUGCGACAGCGUCAGCUGUACGACACCGUCGGUCGCGAAGGCCUGAAGCAGCUCGGCGACUACGGCAGUGGAAUGGUAGGCAGCUUGCUGCUAGCCGUCGGCAACGUUGCCGCAGGAUGUCUUCUCCUCGGCUUCAUGACGGCGUCGCUGUUUAUCGCGCUGCUCAUCAGCUGCUACAAAAUUGACGCGCCACGCGAGUGGCCCUCGUGGGGUGUUGUGCUCAUUCCUGUCUGGUGCUUCCUGCCGGUGCUGCUGCUGGCCAGCCUCACGGUGAUGAUGACGAGUGUGCGCCGUGGCAUGUACAUCCUGCUGCUCCCCAGUGUACGCCUUCUUCUCUGCGUCGUGAUCGCGACGACAACAGCGGCCGCGCUCGAUCACCGCAUCGCCCCUCUCACCGCCUUCAUUCCGUGGCUGAUUUGGUACGUCCUGGGUACGGUGAGUGACCUCGCAAUGCUGGUGCCGACAGUGUACUCGCGCACGCACUCGCCCUUGUUCGGUGAGGGGGAAGACGCCGGCGUCCGCGGCAAUCAUCACACGAACACCUCGGUCGAGGAUCCGUUCCUGUGGCCUGGCAGUGGCCACGGUGAGGCCAGCAGCAUCGAUGAAUCGGAGGCGACUCACAGCAGCGGCGCCGAAGGCGGUUUCGGCAAUGACUCCUUUCUCUCGCAGCCAUGGAAGACGGCGCGGUACUGGCGCGAGGUGGCCGAGGUGUUGUUCGAGGCGGUGUGCGUGUACACCUUCCUUGCCUUGGCGUUUCGACGCGCCGUGCAGCAGCAGGCGUAUCUCGGAAGCCUGCAUUCGCUUCCGCGAAGCAGGGGCACCGCCGGCGACAGCAUCGCUGCCGCGCCUCCCGUGCUGAGCUUCUGGGUGAUUCUCGCGCCGCUGAUGACGUACUUCGGCGUACAUGUGCUGAUCAGCGUGCUCGAGGGCUCUUUCAUGGACUCGACGGUGGCCACAACGCCAGCGUCUCCAGAGGAGACGCCCGUCGCUCAAAGCACGAGCCCCAACGCGGCGGCCCCAUCGUCGUCGCCGCAGCAGUGCACGCACCGUCGCCGUGUCAGUUGCAGGGAGCGCGUCGCCAACGUCAUUCUUCGCGUCUUCCCGUCGGCGUGUGGACUGUACAUGACGUGCAUGUGGGCGAUGAAGGGAGAGUACGAGUACAACAAGCGCACCAGCGGCCCCGACCCGUCGGCGUUCCUUGCUUUCCUCCCCAUCCUUGUCGUUCUCGGGGCCCUGGCCUUCCUUGUCUGCUGCGGCGGGUGUUUGGUGAUGUGCAUUGGUAGCGCCGUGUUCCCCGCAGAGAGCGCGGCGGCCGACUUUGCUGCCACUGGUGGUAGUGGUGCCUCGCACGUUUCCGCGGGGCGCAACAGCAGAGAGAGAAACUACCGCAGCACUGUGUCUCGCACGUCGCCGACCAGCGGUAACCGCAGCCACACUCACGCAAGACCUAGCCAGCAUGCGGGAGGCACCGGCGCGGCUACGCUGCCGAGCUUUCGAGGCGGAAGCGCCACGGAUGUCGCUAUCGAGCAAGUCGAUUAG